AUGUUGAUCCAAGAAUCCUUCCACGAUGUGCCGACCAAGGCGGACGGCAAGGGAAGCAUGCUCACGGGUCCUGUUGCGCGCUUCGCCAGACAAAUCGCCGGCCAAGGGUACAUUUGCGCGGCCCCGUCAACUUAUCAUGAAUUCACUGGCCCGGAGCCAUUGGAAUACAAUGCCGAGGAUACGGACAACGGGAACAAGUGGAAAAUCACCAAGAAACUGGCUGCUUACGAUGAGGACGCCUCGUUGUGCGUGGACUACCUUUUGUCGCUCCCCACGUGCAAUGGUCGUGUCGGUGCAACGGGUAUGUGCCUGGGCGGACAUCUUGCGUAUCGCUGUGCGUUGGACAGCCGAGUGAAGGCAGCGGUGUGUUACUUCGCCACGGAUAUCCAUAGCAAGACUCUGGCCGAGGGCAAGAACGACGAUAGCUUGGCGCGAGCCGGCGAUAUCAAGGGGGAACUUCUCAUGAUCUUCGGAAAGAAUGACAACCAUGUCCCACCUGAGGGAAGGGAUUCGAUCCGGAAGACGCUUCAUGACCGAGGAGUCUUGUUUGGCUUUUACGAGGUGGCUUGGGCUCAGCAUGCGUUUAUCCGCGAUGAACUCAGCAAGGGACGAUACGACCCCGCCAUUAGCAAGGUCUGCUUCGAGAUGCUGCUUGAGUUGUUCGGACGAACCUUAAAGCUGGACCUGGGCGAGCAUGACGGGAAGGAAUUGGAGAUCGAGGAUGUCUGCUAG
This is a messenger RNA of Aspergillus affinis, 732 nucleotides long. Its product is annotated as dienelactone hydrolase family protein. Bases 1 to 732 code for a protein of 243 amino acids. Gene Ontology annotation, molecular function: hydrolase activity. Lineage: Eukaryota; Fungi; Ascomycota; Eurotiomycetes; Eurotiales; Aspergillaceae. The transcript has 5 exons. The record is from RefSeq and is a predicted model, not a curated record.